Messenger RNA from Paramuricea clavata, 3344 nucleotides. The record is from the annotation of a GenBank genome assembly. NCBI's taxonomy places the organism in Eukaryota, Metazoa, Cnidaria, Anthozoa, Malacalcyonacea, Plexauridae.
AGAGCACUCACUACAAGUCUUAUAAAAGCAGGUUGUUUUGGCUAAUACAGUCAGUCUAAAGCAGUCAAGAAUUCAGCAGAAGAAGAAUUCCAGAUAAACUACAUAACGAAAUCUAUAUACUAAAAGCAAGAUGAACGCUUGUUUGAUAUUCAUUUUGAUAGUGCAAAGUUUGUUCGGUGAGUUUUCCACUAGUUAUAUGGACGCUAUUAUUUUGUGUUAAAAUGUAAUGUCUUAAUCUAUUUAGUCAUGCACAUAUUUCCAUUGCAGCGAAGGUUAUAGAUAUACUCCAUCCAGUUCUAUUUAAUUAAUUCGAAUCACACGCACUUUUGAGACUUGAGUGCAUGAGUGAGUCAAGGACUAAAGGGCAUGCAUGCAUGCGAUUCACAGCUGCAUGUAUAGACAGUAAAUUAAAACUUCUGCAUGAAAAAGCCUAUAUCUUACAGAUUAAUUCAUAUUUUAAGUUAAUUCAAAUCCCCAACGACAAAGUAAAAUGUCUUCAACAUCUUAAGGAUUAUAUACUUGCCUAUAGCACCAGCAACGGUAUAUCGGACAAACACACUAGUCUGGAAAACUACCUACUAUAUACUCGAUGUUUCUGUUUUACUCCAGAAUACAAUAAAGUUUCAUUGUUUGCAGGAAUUUGCACUGGACUUUCAAUGUCGAAUAGGUACUACAGUUUUCGAUUUGCCCAUGAUUUAUAAUUAUCUAGUUUGAUUCUAAUUUUAAAUUACCUCUCAAUUUUCUCACAAAACCUAAAUCACGCUAUAUUACUGUACGUCUAUAGUAUAGGUUUAUUACUCACGAUCUGUUCAUGUGAUCUACAGUAGCUUGCAUGCAGGUGCCCAGGGCGAAACUUUCCUAAGGGGCCAUAUCAGAUGACAUAAUUGCAGCAGACGCGGAGAAGCGGUGUUUUACACAAUGUUACCACUAAAAAUCCAUAUGAGCAGGUGGUAUAUAGUCGAGAGGUGGUAUAUAGGCAAGACGUCUCGACAGACAUGCCAAAAGGGGGGGCAGGGAAGAAUUUUACUCCGUGCCAAUUAAGGCCAUUAAAAUUUCUUGAUACAGGAUGGCCAAACUGAGAAUAUAAAUCCUAGCUGCGUUAGUCCCGGAUAAUAUGAAAUAAAGCGUAACAUGCUUGCAAAACAUUCAUUUCAAUCACGCAACACAGAUAUUUAAGUGAACGACUUUUGGUAUUUUUCCCGAUAUUUUUUUCAAGAAAAGUUAUACUUUGGCAAUGUAUUUAAUACUUGUUUAUUUAAAGUACGAUUACCACGAGGCCCUAUAUAGCCGCGAGAUCAUUGAUAUAUGAGCGAGGUAAUUCGGUAAGCAUGGCCUUCGAUUCUUUUGAGGUUAAUUAAUUAGAAAAACAUCAGCUAGGGCCUAGGCUAAUUGAUAGCUGCGAAAUAUGAGUAAUAAAAUAUAAUAAUUCGAUUUUUCAGCAUCAAGCAGUACGUCAACAAUUCUUCAACCAAAACAUUGCUCAUUGAAGAAAGUGACUGGACCUUGCCGAGCAUACAUGCCAAUGUAUUAUUACAAUCAAAGUCAAGGGAAAUGCAUUCAGUUCAUUUAUGGUGGUUGUGGCGGGAAUGCAAACAGGUUUAACACCCUUGAAGACUGCGAAAAACAAUGUGACCGAGGUAAAGUAUUUUUUGGCAACAUUAUUUUUAUUUUAUGAUGUGAAUUUAUAUUGAGAGCAAGACUUGCGUGUAGUUAAGAUAAUUACAUAACAUUUUAAAUAUACAAUUUUGGUCCCCAUGUAUAUACUUUUUCACAUGCAACUCAAUUUUUUGUUCCGAGUUCAAAUUUAGAAAACUACAUACACGCGCGAGUGUGCUUUUCAAGGGACGGGUACUGUAUUUUUGCGAACUAAUUUUACCAUUCUCUAACUAUUGCCAAGACAAUCAGAAUUGUUUAUUUUAAAAGUGUAUAUAGAUAAGGACGGAUUGCGAUACAACUAUUGAAAAGUACAAGCAGAACUUUUAGAGCGAAUGCCCGUCGUCGGCAUAUUCCGUGAUAUUCCGAGUUUUCACAACGCCUCUAAAAAGAACUCUUUUGGAUCACGGUCAAGAUAUCGUAAAAAGCUGCCCGCUCCUGCAGCCAAUCAGAUUGCAGGAAAUCAAAAAUAUCACUAGGUAUGCACAAAUAAAAAAUAAUAGAUAUUUUGUUUAUUCCGUUUUCAUUAGAAAAAACCUGUGUACGACCUUGCCCCCUCAUAUACAGGCCAAUAUGUGGAUCAGAUGGGAAAACAUACUCCAGUAACUGUGAGUUUGAAGUGGCGGAUUGUUUGAGUAAUGGAAGAAUCAAGAAAGUUCACGAUGGAGCAUGCAGUGAGUAAAAAGCACUAUUACAAUUAGUAUCUCUUCAUUUUAUAUGCAUUGUUUUAAUUACACUGGCUCAAAUAGGAUUUUUUCCAAGAGGUGAAGGACAACAUCAUCCAGUCCCAAAUAAAUAAAAGAUAACUAUUAUCCAGAUCCCACCAGUGACUAUUAAACGGUCAACACUUUGGUUAGUAAAAGGAAAAUAAAAAGUGCUGAUUACCUUUUUGUUCUUUUAAGGUGUAUGUUCCCUUGACAAAGAUCCAGGUUUCUGCAGGGGUUACUUCCCACGAUAUUUUUACAGCUCCAAGUCGCAAGCUUGUGAAAAGUUCAUAUAUGGUGGCUGUCAAGGAAACCAAAACAACUUUGUAACUCUUCAGGCCUGUCAAGAUAAAUGCCUAUGACUUGGUAUGAUGAAAUAUUAAUUUGUUUCACUGGCCAGACCUUUUUCAUCAUUGUCCAGCCAUGCAUCGUCGGUAUUAUGCUUUGAAAUGGAAACACGAGCUGGUCAUUACUUUAAAAUAUCAUAUGUUGCAAAAUUUCAAGGCAAAUUUCUAGGAAUUAAUACUAGUCGAAUACGAGCAUUAAUUUUUUAGCGAUACCCAGCAAGCCUUUCGCGCUCGUAUUCGAUUUUUCCGCUUUGCUCGGGGACAACCUUAAUUGAAAUAGCUGUAUACUGCGGGUUAAUUUAACUUCCAGUAUUAUUUUGCAAGUACAUCUUCUAGGAUAUGCUCCUUUUCACAUUGUAUAAUCAUAGGGCCGCGGUUUAAAUCUUGACUGUCGUCAAUUAAAUGAAUUUUUUUUUUAAAUUUUAGGGCAUUGCUGAGAACCACAUUAUAUGUUUCCAAACAGGAAGCAAGAAAACGCAUAUGAUUUAUAUUAUGAUUAGUGUGAUAGUGCAGUAAAUGAUUUUCUUAUAUGACUGUAGUGUAUUACUGUACAUGGUUUUCGAUGCAGUUUGUACUGUAGUACUGUAAUAUUCUUGUUUGUGUUAAUCACUCAAUUUACGAAUAAAUAUUUGAAUCACCA